Molecule: messenger RNA, 2255 nt
Organism: Saimiri boliviensis boliviensis (Bolivian squirrel monkey)
Lineage: Eukaryota; Metazoa; Chordata; Mammalia; Primates; Cebidae
Gene: TINAGL1
Product: tubulointerstitial nephritis antigen like 1
Biological process (GO): proteolysis
Molecular function (GO): cysteine-type peptidase activity
Source: RefSeq, a predicted model, not a curated record
ACGCACCCCGCCCCCCGCUCCUCUCUUGACUUUGAGUGUCCGGCCGGUCACAGAGCCAGGAGGCGGAGGCGCGCGGGGCAGCCUGGGCCCCAGCCCACACCCUCACCAGGGCCCAGGAGCCGCCAUGUGGCGAUGUCCACUGGGGCUACUGCUGUUGCUGCUGCUGAAUGGCCACGUGGCUCUGGGUGCUCAGAAGGGUCGUGGGCGCCGCGAGCUAGCACCGGGUCUGCACCUGCGGGGCAUCCGGGACGCGGGAGGCCGGUACUGCCAGGAGCAGGACCUGUGCUGCCGUGGCCGUGCUGACGACUGCGCCCUGCCCUACCUGGGCACCAUCUGUUACUGUGACCUCUUCUGCAACCGCACGGUCUCCGACUGCUGCCCUGACUUCUGGGACUUCUGCCUCGGCGUGCCACCCCCUUUUCCCCCAAUCCAAGGAUGUAUGCAUGGAGGUCGCAUCUAUCCAGUCUUGGGAACCUACUGGGACAACUGUAACCGUUGCACCUGCCAGGAGAACAGGCAGUGGCAGUGUGACCAAGAGCCAUGCCUGGUGGAUCCAGACAUGAUCAACGCCAUCAACCAGGGCAACUAUGGGUGGCAGGCUGGGAACCACAGUGCCUUCUGGGGCAUGACCCUGGAUGAGGGCAUUCGCUACCGCCUGGGCACCAUCCGCCCAUCUUCCUCUGUCAUGAACAUGCAUGAAAUUUAUACAGUGCUGAACCCAGGGGAGGCGCUUCCCACAGCCUUCGAGGCCUCUGAGAAGUGGCCCAACCUGAUUCACGAGCCUCUCGACCAGGGCAACUGUGCAGGCUCCUGGGCCUUCUCCACGGCGGCUGUGGCAUCCGAUCGCGUCUCUAUCCAUUCUCUGGGACACAUGACACCCGUCCUGUCGCCCCAGAACCUGCUGUCUUGUAACACCCACCACCAGCAGGGCUGCCGCGGCGGGCGUCUCGAUGGUGCCUGGUGGUUCCUGCGUCGCCGAGGGGUGGUCUCUGACCAUUGCUACCCCUUUUCCGGCCGUGAGCGAGACAAGGCUGGCCCCGCGCCCCCCUGUAUGAUGCACAGCCGAGCCAUGGGUCGGGGCAAGCGCCAGGCCACUGCCCACUGCCCCAACGGCCACGUUAAUAACAACAACAUCUACCAGGUCACUCCUGCCUACCGCCUCGGCUCCAAUGACACAGAGAUCAUGAAGGAGCUGAUGGAGAAUGGCCCUGUCCAAGCCCUCAUGGAGGUGCAUGAGGAUUUCUUCCUCUACAAGGGAGGCAUCUACAGCCACACGCCAGUGAACCUUGGGAGGCCAGAGAGAUACCGCCGGCAUGGGACCCACUCAGUCAAGAUCACAGGAUGGGGAGAGGAGACACGGCCAGAUGGAAGGAAGCUCAAAUACUGGACCGCGGCCAACUCCUGGGGCCCAGCCUGGGGCGAGAGGGGUCACUUCCGCAUCGUGCGCGGCGUCAAUGAGUGUGACAUCGAGAGCUUCGUGCUGGGCGUCUGGGGCCGCGUGGGUAUGGAGGACAUGGGUCAUCACUGAGGCUGCGGGCACCACGCAGGGUCCGGCCCGGGAUCCAGGCUGAGGGCCGGCAGAAGAGGCCCCCGUGGGGCGGCGCCCCCAGCUUCCCCGACAGAGCCCCGGGCGCAGGCGGGCGCCAGGGAGCUAAUCCCGGCAUGGGUUCCGCUGACGCAGCGCUCCGCCGGGAGCCGCAGGCAGGCGAGGCUGGAAGCGCCCCCAGACCUCCCAGCGGGGACGGGGCAGGGCCUGGCCUGAGAGGAACACAGCCGCAGAUCCCAGGCCCCUGGUGCCCCCGCUCAAGACUACCAAAGCCAGGACACCUCAAGUCUCCAGCCCCACUACCCUAUUACACUCCGUUUUUUUUUUUUUUUUUUUUUUUUUUUUUGUUUUUGUUUUUUUCCGAGACAGGAUUUCCCUCCGUUGCCCAGGCUGGAGUGCGGUGGCCCAUUAGGGCUCACUGUAACCUCCGACUCCUGGUCUCAGGUGAGCCUUCCACCCCAGCCUCCCGAGUAGCUGGGACUACAGGUGCCCCACCAUGCCUGGCUAAUUUUUGUAUUUUUUGUAAAGAGGGGUUCUCACUAUGUUGCCCAGGCCGGUCUCGAACUCCUGGACUCAAGCAAUCCACCUGCUUCCGCCUCCCAAAGUGCUGGAAUUGCAGGCAUGAGCCACUGCACCCAGCCCUGUAUUCUUAUUCUUCAGAUAUUUAUUUUUGUUUUCACAGUUUUAAAAUAAAACCAUGUAUUGAUAA